This is a messenger RNA of Podarcis lilfordi (Lilford's wall lizard), 7070 nucleotides long. The record is from the annotation of a GenBank genome assembly. NCBI's taxonomy places the organism in Eukaryota, Metazoa, Chordata, Lepidosauria, Squamata, Lacertidae.
AUUCAAAAAAUGACCCUGCUGCUGGAGGGGAGUUGGGAGAGCAGCGGCUGAUGCUAACAGGAGCAAUGUGGCAGCUGCUGUGCAUAAAAGUGAUGGGGCCGAGGGGCUGCUGGGCUCACCAUGAAGUCGAGCGGGGGUGCUGCAUCCGACCUGGAGGAACUGGAGAGCGGCAGCAGCGAGAGCAGCUCCGGAAAAUCCUUGACUUCCACCGGAGCCCAAGGGAAACGCAAGCGGAAGAGCCCUCGGCUGAGCGGGCUGAGCAAGCAGAGGCAAGCUGCCAAUGCCCGGGAGAGGGACCGAACCCACAGUGUGAACACAGCCUUCAGCACCCUCCGCACCCUCAUCCCAACCGAGCCCGCAGACCGCAAGCUGUCCAAGAUAGAGACCUUGCGCCUGGCCUCCAGCUACAUCUCCCACCUGGCUAACAUGCUGCUCCUACAGCAGCAGCAGCAGCAGCAGCCACCGCAACAGAGCGAGAGCUUGGGGGAGGAACAGCUGCCUUCGAGGCAGCCCUGCUUGCAAUACCAGCCUCUCCUGCAGGGCGGUGGCACAGCAACGGCACCAAGACCAAUCUGUACCUUCUGCCUGAGCAACCAGAGGAAGCUGGUAAGGCUGGCAUCUAGCACUCAGUAACACCCCACCCCACAAACGUAUACACCGCAAGCUGUGGCCUGCACGGAUUGGGGUUGUUUUCAGCAGAGGUGUAGCAAGGGAGAAUUUUGCAGGAAGGUGAGCCUCUGCUCUGGUCAUCGGCUUUAAAGCCUGCGCCUGAACUGGCAUCAAAUUGAGGAACGUAUCAGAAAGGUGAACUAGAGCUUUCAUUUCCUCAGUGCGUCCAGUUGGGGAACCAAAAUAUGUACAGAACAGACAAUCCUUGUCUGGAACUGUUAGGGCACUAUGUGUGUGUGCGCGCGCACUCCUUCUUUUUAAAGCAUGUUCCUUACAAAAACUCACUCCCUUCAUGUGAGCAUUGCUUGAAUAAAUGUGCAAAAGCUGCAGUUUGCUUUGUGUUGUAGCUGGGAAAAAUAAUUUGCAUUUCCCUCUUAUUUUGGGGAUUUGCAUCAUCACCUGCCAAUUGUAACAUCCUGUUUACAUUUGGGGCCUUUGUGUGUUUUCCUUUUAUUUUGUUCCAUACUGUAUGAAGAUUUUUCUCUUUCUCUUCCUCAAUAGAAUAUUUUUUUUAAAAAAGAAUAUUUCCCCCCUUUCUUUUAGCUUCAUUGUGCCUGGUCUAUUUUAUAGCUUGCACUGAAAAGAAUUUAUAUACAUAAAUUUCAUAUUUCAAAACUGUCAGUGUUUGAAAUGUUCAGGCGUUUAAACCCCAACCAACCGUGAAGUGCACAGGUGAAGCUUAUCUCUGCUUUGGUGGCUAGGACCUUUUAUAUUAACAGGUAAAAUUUGGGUGAGAUGGCCACUGACAACUGAACUGAAAUAAAACUUUAAUGUAUGGUUUAUGUGCACUGCCUCGUUAUAAUGGAUGCCUUUAUUCUAUUUGCAGCACAGAGAAAGGGAGAAACACUUGUCUCUUUAAAAGCAUUGUGGACAUUGAUUCAGAAGAGAAGCUUGCACAAAUACCGGACUGGUUAUAGAACAGUUGUAGGUAACCUCUCUCUCUCUCUCUCUCUCUCUGCCACUUAUAUCAUAAUGUUUACAUUGAAAUCAUGCAAUUGCAUAAAAAAGGGAAAGGGGGGGGGAGGACUAACCCUGAUCUGCACUUUGUUUUCCAUUGCCAGAGGCUUAUUCAAAGGGGAUUUUUGCAGUUGAAACUGAACACGGUGGGGAAAGUUGCACCUGGCGUGGCAGCUAUUUUCGUGCAAGAAAUGCUAAACUUAAGCAGCCAAGCCCUGAUACUGAUGCCUCCUAGACCUAUGUCACAUGAUGGAACUUGAGCUGUCAAACACCCGGCGUCUCCUCUUAAUGGGAGACUCUCAUAAUGCACCCGGCUCAAAGCCUCUAGCUACCAUUGGACGGCUAAGCCAUGUCACACCGCCCUCUCUCUUUUUCAGCCAAAACCUCAUUGGCCUCUGCUAGCAGAUUCAAGGAUUUCCACUAAAAUUGCGCAUUAAAGGAUUGUACACAAAUUACAGGAGAAGCACAUACCCAAAGGCUAGAGCGGUUGUACCCAUUUUGUUUCUUGAUCAACACAGUGUGGUUCCUCUUGCCAGUCCGUGGGCCAGACAAGAAGAAAUUAAUUGCAUUUAGCAUAUUAUGUUUUUAUUCUAAAAAAAAUAGUAGCUGUGAGGAAGAUCAGGAGAGAACUGACAUUUCCCCCCUCUGCUCUACCAUCCUGGUGAAAAUACACCACCAUGAUCACGCACUGCUUUUACUUUCAAAGUAAAACAAAACCCAUUAAAUGCUUAUGUCCAUUUAAUGUACCAUUUAGUUUUUUCCCACCCCAGACGGUCACAGGGGGAAAGGGCAGGAAUUUCCUCUGUCCAGUCAAGAUUUGCUCAAAAUGAAUCAAAAUAACAUCCAUCCUGUGUCUCUCAAUCAUAGUCAGUCCAGGGCCAGAUCGCUUUUUGCUGUGUGUGAGAAAGACAAUGUAGUGUAGCGACAAGUAAAAACCUGUUGUGCUACAACCGCUUGCUUCUCCUCUCUCACAAGGUAGCUUAAGCAUGUCUAUUUUAUCGUCUCUCUACUGCAGAUGCUGAGGGAAGUCGUCAUGUAACUUUGUACCCAUGGUACUGAAAUGAGCAAAGCACCCCGAUGUCAGCUUCAGAACAAACCCAUCUUUGGCCAUGUGAACGUAGCCACAGACUUGCACCACAGCUCUGCUGUCAAAUCAGCUUAGCCAAAUGGCUCUGGAGGGAGAUGCAGCCAAACUGAGAGGAGGUUCUCCACUUAGGCCUGAAACUUGAGAAGGGCUGUCGAGUGACUCAGGCCAAUUCUUGAAACAGUGUGGGAUCUUUCUAAAUUUGUUCAUCAUUGAAGUGUGGAGCAGGGAAAGUUCCCAAGGGCCCUCUAAAUUUAUCUGCUCUCCUUGGUUACUCGCAAGUUGUGCCUGUACAUUAUCACUGGUGCUACAGUAUCUGACGGCUGGUCGACAUGUAAGCCUGCAAUCUUUAUUUUGAAUUAAGCUGAGCAAGUUUUGGGAGGGUUUUUUAAGCCACUUUUCCAAACACGGGCAGAAUAAUAAAGCAAAACAACAUUAGUUCACAGUAGAGGGGUUUCUAAAAUGGUCAGACAAAGCUUUCGUUAAGUAGACAUAUACAUUGUUUAGAGCGGGAAUAAGAGGUGUGUGCUUGCGCGUGUGUGAAAACAUUUUCGCAAUGUGGUAUGUCACCGUAACAUAUGGCCUCAUCUUUCAUAUCUAAAAGUAAUUAAUCCUACUCAGCUGGGGUGCUCGCUAGGUGACCUUGGGCCAGUCACUAUUUCUCAGUUUAACCCACCUCACAGGGUUGUUGUGAGAAUAAACUGGGGAUUGGAGGAGAACCCUGAGCAUCUUGGAGGAAAGCUGGGUUAUAAAUGUAAUAAAUAAACAAACAAACAAAUAAAUACAAAAAUCAGGAAAAAGACAUAAAUUGGGAAAAUCAGUCGAGAUUAACGAUGCUCCAAUAAUGAUUCCUCAGCAUUCCUAAAUAAUAAUAAUAAUACGUAUAUAUUAAUCCCUGAGUUAAGCCACAUGAAAGUAAUGCUCUGUGGCAUACAUUUCACAAUGUAGAUGAAUGUUUAAUUCUCUUAGCCAGGCAUCCCCAAACUUGUCUCUCCAGCUGUUUUGGGACUACAAUUCCCAUCAUCGCUGACCACUGGUCCUGUUAGCUAGGGAUGAUGAGAGUUGUAGUCCCAAAACAGCUGCAGGGCCGAGUUUGGGGAUGCCUGCUCUUAGCUAUCACAAACCCUUCAUCAUAAAUUUUGCUUAUAUUCAAGGAAGAAUAUAGAGCAGGUUGGUUUAACCCUAAGUAAACCUCUCCCCUUCGGUGAAGCAACUUUUGUGGUCCUACUCACAACCAUCCAAAUUUCUGUGGCUUUUCCUGACAGGAAGCUUAAAUACAGCUACCAGUUUUGGAGACAAAAUGAACCAGCAUGUCAGAGUGUAUUUUUUUUUAUUAAAAAACCUACUAAGCUAGGGUAUGUUGAUAGGCAGUUUGAAAGAAUAUGAAACACAUUCCACUUCUUCCUCACAGUCUGGGGGUCAGUGCCCUGUUUUGAUGGUCACUUCCCCCCUUGUGCCCAUGACAGCUCCUUGCUCAUAAUAAGUCAACUGUCAUAUUUCCCUUAAGCGGACUUGGGGAUUUUGCACACCUCUGACAAAGCUACACAGCUCAGACUGAGUAGAGGUGGCCUGCAUGAAGUUAACAAGCCUCAUGCUGACCCAUUUAUAACAAAGUGGUCAUCAUAGGCACAAGAAAAGCGUCAGCCAUCAGGUCCUAUUUAGUGACUGGUUCAUAUGAAUUUUGUUCACAUUUUGGGCAUACAUCCCUCCUUCAUUUUCUAUUGCACUCCUGUAAUUUUCAAAAUGUUACAUGCACUUUUAAUAAUUAUCUUUCAAUUGCUUUGGAAAGAAUAAUCAUAUUCUAAAGGAGGACUGGAUUAUGACCCUUUGUCAAUUCUAAAGAAAACAGGUGUUCCAAACAGGCCAAUUUCCCCACUAUUCUGUUGCAUUGGUUGGGAAAAAAUGCCCUUGCUGAAUGUUUUCUAUUUUAGAGCUCUUAAAGGGACAUAAGGGCUUUCUCCUUCUUAGAAGCUGAUGCCCAUGCUACUUAAUUUUUUAAAAGUCUUUUACAAUUGGAAUAAAUAUAGUCUGGUGUUCUUAUAUUUUUUUUUUACCAGAAACAGUAGACUAUUCCAUUACAGUACACUUCAUCCGCACUAUCCUUUCAUAAACAGGUAAAUAGCAUCUGAAUUAUAAGUACUCCCCACGAUAUAGAUAGUUAGAUAGAUGAUAGAUAGAUAGAUAGAUAGAUAGAUAGACAGAUGAUAGAUAGAGAUAGAGAUAGAUAAAUAAAUAGAUGUAGAUAGAUAUAGAUAGAUGAUAUAUUAAGCUCAUCCACCCAGUCUUUUUGAUUCCCCCCCUUUAAUUAUACAUAUAAUGUCAUAUCUAUAUAUGUGCAGUCCAGGUUUCCUUAAGUAACCAGCACAUGAGCAGGGACAUAGAACUAUGCAUAUAACUGUACAAAAAUACUUAGCCAUCAUGAAAUUAUGCUGCAGAAAUAUAGUCCCGCAUGGGACUUCAGUCCUUGAAAUGCAUGAUGGACAUACAUUUUGCAAAUAAUUUCGCUUUAAGAAAAAGCACAAGCAGCCCGGAUGCUCAAUGGAAGAGACAAUCCAAUAUGGGCAAAGCUCGAUUGGAACAGAACAGUCAAAUUCUGUUAAAAUGAAGUCGUCCUCUGUCCUUAAUCCUAAUAUUUAAAUAGCUCCUCCUGAACAUUUGGGUAGUUUUACAGUUCUUUCUACUGGGCCCCUGCAUGAAUAUUUAUGCUGAUAACUACUAACAGAAGUUAAGCGUUUGGUUUGUGAGAUCAUGAAAGUCAGCAAUCAAAUGAAUAUGACUCAAGGGAUUACUAUAUCCUACAGUGUAUAGUGAGGCAAGACUUUAAUCUUCAAGUUGUUCUAGCUAAGGCUCCCGAGUCCAUAAGCAGCUAUGCUUCUGAUGCUUCCCCACACCAAGGCCUCUCCAGGCAGCUGAGGGAUGCAGCCAACCUGAAGCAGACCUAAAGUGCAUCGCAAGCGCAUGAACUUGUUCUUAAGCAGCCAUUUACCUUCUGCCAAGGUUGUUGCAACUUUGCAUUGGCAAGACUGCAUCUGCUUCACACCCACAACUCCAGGAUCCUUUACAUUUUUGGGAUUUGGGGCUCUUUCAAUGUUAUUUUGGUGAUAACUGUCCACCUACAGCAAUUUAGAGGUCAGGGUUUCCAAAUACUAACCUUGAGACUCUGUGUCCACCAUUGGAUCUCUGAAUUUGCAGUUCACUACCCCACACACUAACCUUGUAGCUGUGUUCCUAUACGUGUGCACAUACUAUGCUGUCAUAGUUUAUGCAUUUUUUUUAACCAUAUGGGUAGAAAGAAGUAGUGAGUACCAUUUAUCUGCUGCAAGCCAACUGCUUGUUCUGGACAUGCAGGCUCCAACACACAGCUGGAACUCUCUCACCUGCAUAAUAAACCCCACUGUCAUGAAGAGGGGCUGUGCAAAAGGGUAUUCUUUGGAGCAGAAUAUCCAGACGGACUAUGCUGUAAAAUGUUUCAGUUCAAUUGGGUGCUAUCUCUUGAAUUUACACUUUUAAGAUGCCUCGUAUAGACCUAUGAAAAUAGAAGUGGAAAGCCUAGUUCUCUUGAAAAUGUACAUAACAAAGUAUGCUUUAUAUUGAUGUUGCUUAAUGUGCUAAUUUUCAAAUCCAAGCAUCUCUGUUUAUUCAAUGUACGGCUGCUAUGUAAGGCAGUUAAUGUCAUUCUAAAGCACACCAGGGCCGGUUAAAUCAGAAUGCUCAGGAAUAAAAUCUUACUGUGGUAUCCUAGGCUUUACUCAGCCUUACAGUUUACAACUUGUGUGGCAACAUGGAAUGUCAUGCAAGCCAAGGGCACAGAAUUCCAUGCAGGAGGUGGUAGGUCUUGCCAUUCCUCCUCAGCAAUCUGCUUGGUUUCUGUGCUGGGUUGGAGAAAAAGGAACCUAUUCAUCAGCUCUGUCCUUCCUCUUCCAGCCUGUCCAGAACCCUGCAUUCCCAUGUUGACUUUGAAGUAAGAGGGUUGUAUGUCUCCAUCACCAGCAUGGAAACAUAGUGGAAUAGCCUCUUGUCAGAGUUGUAAAAAAUAAAAUAAAAUAAAUAUUGGCUACUAAACUUUGUAGGCUUAUUCGCAAGGCUGAUGCUACUGAUAAGAGGAAAAUCAUUAACAUAUUUUUAACAAAAGCUUUUAAACAUACUACCUAACUACUACUAAUGGUUCAAAAUGCCCAUUUGUGCUCUUAUAAGAACAGCCAGGGUUGUUUUUUUAAAAAAAAUUAUUAUUACUGCCCUUUGGGCUGAACAGUAGUAACAAUGCCUGUGUAAAAGAGACAAGUUUGUUUAUAAAAGCCUGAAAAUUUCUUCUAAAAUAAAGUGUAUUUUUGUAAGACAGAUUUAACAUUAAAAUAAUUCU